CACUGUUGGUUCACCAUAAAAGCCUUGCAAUGCAACUAACUGUUGUUCGAAUUGAUCUACGUGUCUUGGUUGAGUCCAAUGAAUUUGGUAUACUGCGGUUAAUUUUUGCCAAUGUGAUGGUCGAUCAACGGAGGAAUUCAAAGAAAGCCAUAGCAUCCUGCCGAAUCAAUGCCAGGAAAUAUUAAAAUGAGGACGUACGACAUAUUCCAGUAAACCACAUAUGAUCAGCCACGAAAAAGGAAGACCGUAGCAGAUGGAUUGUUCGGUUUGAGAAGUCUUCCAGUUCUAUUUCAAAGCACCUGCUCCGAGAUCCUGAUACAAAGAUCUACAAAUUCAGACGUAAAACAUAACCAAUACUUCUUUUCAAAAUGAAACCUAGAACUCCUCAGCAGUUCUUUGCGCCGAUCCUGUUGAGUGUGCUAUUCUUAGCACUUUUUGGAUUUGCAGUCACUUUAGCGUCGGAAACCAAUGUGGAGGAAAUUAGCAUCGAACGCAGAGCGGGCAACUUGAAGAACCAGACGGAGGCGCGUGAUCACCACAGCGGACAUGGAUAUCACCAACAGGGAUACAACGGUGGGUAUUAUCCAUCCAAGUCGCAUGAUAAGAACAAGCGGCCAAAACCAAGCUACGGAGCACCAAAACCCCAAUACAGUGUGACCCAACCAAAUAAGUCUCAAUAUGGUCCACCCAAGUCCAACUACGAGGCUCCAGCUUAUGGCCAUCCUUCUCCAACUUACAAUCCACCAGCCUAUAGUUCACCUUCCUACAUCCCACCUUCUUACAGUGCCCCUUCUUACAGCCCUCCAUCCUACGCCCCUCCAUCUUACAGUUCUCAAGCCUACAAUCCUCCAGCUCCCGCGUACACAGAAGCCCCAUAUUCUGCGCCUCACGCUAGUUACGAUUCCCCAGCCUACUCUUCGCCCGUUUACCCAGAAGCACCUGCUUAUUCACCACCAGUUUAUUCAGCACCAGCUUACUCUCCCCCAGCAUACAGCGAGCCAUCUUAUCCUCAACAAUAUUCUGAGCCGGAAUACCCUUACAAAAGCAUAUCGGAAUCAAACAAACCUGGCAGUCAGGGAGCCUCCAAUAACGACAACGGCUUUGUUAAUUUCGAGGAUUUCUUUAAGCAAACCAUAAAAUUUCGACAAUUUUAAAUUGAAGUUGGGAAACGAUUGUUACGAAUUAUCCGAAUCUUCAGAAUGAAGAGCCAGUUUUUGUUUGAGAACUUGACUGAGAAAAUGAGGUCAGUCUUAUAUAAUCAUCUUUCGUUACUGUUGCUUCUAAUGAUACUAGUUCCGCUUCUAGACUACUAGUUUGCUUUUUUGUUCUCGCUAUUCUGUACGUUUUUGUUUAUUGAAUAGACAAAAGUACAUUAAACAUCCAACCUCGA
This is a messenger RNA of Daphnia magna, 1390 nucleotides long. Its product is annotated as DNA-directed RNA polymerase II subunit RPB1. The transcript is spliced from 3 exons. The coding region runs from base 369 to 1154 and encodes 261 amino acids. Lineage: Eukaryota; Metazoa; Arthropoda; Branchiopoda; Diplostraca; Daphniidae. The record is from RefSeq and is a predicted model, not a curated record.